Aspergillus ruber CBS 135680 is the source of this 432-nucleotide messenger RNA. Its product is annotated as translation initiation complex factor eIF1A. The record is from RefSeq and is a predicted model, not a curated record. Gene Ontology annotation, cellular component: cytoplasm. Gene Ontology annotation, biological process: translational initiation. Gene Ontology annotation, molecular function: RNA binding; translation initiation factor activity. Lineage: Eukaryota; Fungi; Ascomycota; Eurotiomycetes; Eurotiales; Aspergillaceae. The transcript has a single exon. The annotation marks the transcript as partial.
GGCGGUAAGAACCGCCGACGUGGUAAGAACGAGAACGACAACGAGAAGCGCGAACUCGUCUUCAAGGAGGAAGGCCAGGAAUAUGCGCAGGUCGUGAAGAUGCUGGGUAACGGCCGUCUAGAGGCUCUUUGCUUUGACGGUGAGAAGCGCUUGGCACAUAUUCGUGGCAAGCUCAGGAAGAAGGUCUGGAUCAACCAGGGUGACAUUAUUCUCCUCUCUCUGCGUGAAUACCAAGACGAAAAGGGCGACGUUAUCAUGAAGUACACCGCCGAUGAGGCUAGAAGUCUCAAGGCCUACGGCGAGUUGCCCGAGAAUGCCAAGAUCAACGAGACCGACACCUACGGCCAAGAAGGACUCGAGGACAACGUCGAGUUCGACGAGGACCGUGAGAGUGACGAAGAAGACAAGGAGAUCGAUGUUGACGACCUCUAA